Rhododendron vialii is the source of this 7177-nucleotide messenger RNA. RefSeq lists its product as uncharacterized. Gene Ontology annotation, cellular component: cytosol. Gene Ontology annotation, biological process: tRNA methylation. The coding region runs from base 9 to 7052 and encodes 2347 amino acids. Lineage: Eukaryota; Viridiplantae; Streptophyta; Magnoliopsida; Ericales; Ericaceae. The record is from RefSeq and is a predicted model, not a curated record. The transcript has 4 exons.
AGUGAGGGAUGAGAAAUCUCUCAUUUAUUUUUGACCAAUCCGAAGAAGAGAGAAUAAUCGAUGUGUACUUAAAACUAACUUGGACAUCCGCUGAACGAAGAACUCUCUUUGGAAGUUGUCUACGGAGUAUUUCUCAAGUCUCAACGAAUACCCUAGGCCUAGAUUCCCGUAAUUUGCAGAGACGAGCCGCCUCAGAGUCUCUCUCUCUCUCUCUCUGCUUUCUCUCUCUCUGGGGAGAAAUCAGAAAACAAUCAACCAGGGACAGCCUACUCGCCAUCUUCGAGCUGUUCAGAGUAACCACAACUACUCUCUCUCCACCCAAAGCCAUGUCCGCAAAAUGGCGAGCCCUACAGCACCGCCACCGCUACACCUACAACGCCGUCGUAUUCCCCCACUCCUACACCACCGCCCUCCACAGCCACCACCACCACUCCUCGACCACUUCCCCCUUCUUCUCCGACCUGAACCACCUCGUCUCCCUCACCUCCACCUACGCCCAGCUCCACCACGCCAAAAAACUCGCCAAUUCCUUCUCCCACCUACUCCAAAACCCUAACCAAGACGACGACGUAGACGGAAGCGACGUAGUUUCGGUUGCCGCCCGAUUCUACCUCGAAAUCCUCUUCCUCGAGAACUCCUUCCCCCUGCACCGUACCCUGGUCUCCGCCCUCGCGAAGAACCGCAACUUCCUGUCGUUGAUUCGCGACUGCUUCCGUACUCUCUGCGAUGAGUACGGCGGCGAGAAGGGGAUGGGAAAGAGGUUUUGCGUUUCGCGCGUGGCGUUGUCGAUGAUGAGCUCGCCGAAGCUAGGGUUUUUGGUUGAUGUGAUUGAGGAGUGUGUGGUUCUGGUUGGUUUGGAUGCUGUUUCUGGUUUGAACUCGGUUGUUACGGAGACCACCGAGUGGUCUCGGCCUUCCCCGAUUGUCAUGGAACAAUGUCAAGAGGCUUUGUCUUGUUUGUAUUAUUCGCUCCAGCGCUUUCCCUCAAAGUUUACUACUAGUUUUAAUGGUAGUUGUAGUGAUUUAGUUUCCGAGAAAUCGAAUGUUUUGGAUGGUAGUUGUAGUGAUAUGGUUUCAGAGAACUUGAAUGUAUUGGAAUUGGUAUUGACGACGAUUUUAAGUAUCCUGAAAUCGCCUGUGUUUUCAAGGGAUUGUUUUGUUGCCGCGGGGGUUAGCUUUUGUGCUGCUCUCCAGGUUUGUCUUGGUCCUGAGGAGCUUGGUUUGGCAAUCAUGGAAGGUAUAUUUUUCCAAACGAAUUGUAGUCUCGUUGAUAGUCAUGAUAACGAAGUUAACAAUGUGAUUCACAAGGUGCCCUUCGAGGGGGAUCUGUAUUAUGAAAUUCGCAAUUUAGCUGUUUUGAGUAGGCUCUGCUUGAUUAGAGGAAUCCUUACGGCUGUUUCUAGAACAGUACUUAAUUUUCAGUUUGUUGUAUCGAGGCGUGAUGUCACUGGGUUUUGUAGUAAUGGAGAUAGAAGUAACUUAAUUCAGACGAUUCUGUAUGACGGGGUUUUGCCUGAGCUGUGCAAAUACUGUGAGAACCCAACCGAUAGCCAUUUCAAUUUUCAUACCUUAACGGUAUUGCAGAUCUGUUUGCAGCAGAUGAAAACCUCAAUCCAAGGUAAUCUGGGUAAUCUAACAGAAGACUGUUAUCCAAUAUCAGAGGACAUGGGGGCCCGGAUACUGAGAAUAAUCUGGAAUAACCUCGAAGAUCCUCUUAGUCAAACUGUCAAACAAGUUCAUCUGAUUUUUGAUCUCUUCUUAGACAUUCAGUCUACCCUGCAUUGGUCAGAGGGUAGUGAUAGAAUCAAGUCAUCCUUGCGGAGAAUCGCGUCAGAUCUUCUCCGCAUGGGACCACGUUGCAAGGGAAGAUACGUUCCUUUAGCUUCUCUAACAAAGAGGUUGGGAGCAAAGACUAUUUUAGAUCAGAGCCCUGACUUGUUGCUUGAAACUGCACAAGCUUACAUCGAUGACGAUGUCUGCUGUGCUGCCACUACAUUCUUGAAGUGUUUCUUGGAGUGCUUGCGUGAUGAAUGUUGGAGCAGUGAUGGAAUUGAAUCUGGUUAUGCAAAGUACAGAGGUCAUUGCUUGCCUCCAUUUUUGUUUGGUCUUGCUUCUGGAGUCUCAAAGCUCCGGUCAAAUUUGAACACAUAUGCUUUGCCGGUGAUACUUGAAUUGGAUGUAGAUGCCAUCUUUCCCAUGCUUGCGAUCAUUUCUGCAGCGCAAGGUGGAGAAGAGACUGAGCUUGUUCAUCCUGAGCUAAGUGGUAUAAAUAUGUCUCUGAGAGUUGAACAAAAAGUUGCCAUUUUGGUUUCAUUACUCAAGGUAUCUCGCUUUCUUGCUUUGAUUGAAGGGGAUAUUGAUUGGUUUGAGGAUUCUUUAGUAUCUCAGGAAGGGGAAGGCCAUAGGGUGGACAAGAUUGGUUGUUAUGCUGUUUUCUCUAUAAAGGGUACAAAGGUUAAAGUCCUGGCUGAGUGGCUGGCAAUGGCACUCACCCAUGUUGACGAGUCACUGCGUAUAGAUGCAGCAGAGUCGCUAUUUUUAAACCCAAAGACGUCAAGCUUGCCAUCGCGUUUAGAACUUAGUCUGAUGAAAGAAGCAGUGCCAUUGAAUAUGAGAUGUUGCUCAACAGCGUUUCAAAUGAAGUGGGCCAGCUUGUUCAGAAAGUUCUUUUCUCGCGUGCGGACAGCCUUAGAGAAAGAAAUGAAGCAGGGUAGGUGGCAACCUCUUGCCUGUUGUGACGGAAAUGUGGUUUCUCCGUGUAAAGGAACUGAUGAAACUGAAGUUCACAAAGCUGAGGAUCUCUUUUACUUCAUUAGGUGGAUGAGUUCCUUUUUGUUCUUCUCCUGUUACCCUUCUGCUCCAUACGAAAGAAAAAUAAUGGCCAUGGAGCUCAUUUUAAUAAUGAUUAAUGUCUGGGCUAUUGUACCUCCUUCACUAGGAACAUGUGAGUCCAUUUCUUCUGAUCCUAGUCUCUGCCCUUACAGUAAAGGGUUUACUUCACCUGAUUCAACUUUGCUGUUAGUUGGUUCAAUUGUUGAUAGUUGGGAUCGGCUGAGAGAAAACUCCUUUCGCAUUCUCCUACAUUUUCCUACUCCACUACCAGGUCUUUGUAGCCAAGACAUGGUCCAAAGAGUAAUUACAUGGGCCAAGCAUCUAGUUUCCAGUCCUCGUGUUAGAGAAAGCGAUGCUGGAGCUCUGACUAUGAGGCUCAUAUUUAGGAAGUAUGUGUUGGAACUUAAGUGGAUGGUCAGACCUUCUAGUAAUAUCGUCUCCUUUCAUUCGGAGACCGAACUUCCAAAUGGGGAUACUCAAAGUUGUAUGUCUACCUCUCCUGCAAUAGUAUAUGUAAGGUCUCUCAUUGAUUGGUUGCGCAUUGCUGUGGAGGAGGGAGAGAGAGAUCUUUCUGAAGCGUGCAAGAAAAGCUUUGUUCACGGUGUAUUGCUUACCCUUCGUUAUACGGUUGAGGAAUUGGACUGGAAUUCAAAUGUAGUCUUGUCCAGUCUUUCCGAAAUGAGACUUGCGCUAGAGAAGCUCUUGGAAUUGGUUAUGCGAAUAACAUCACAGGCCCUUUGGGUGGUUUCCGCUGAUGCUUGGUAUUUGCCUGAAGACAUGGAUGAUAUGGUCGAUGAUGAUGCCCUUUUACCUGAGUUGGCUUCUGUCAUUGAUGCUUCGGAGUCUGCAUCUGAACACGGAGUUAAAAACUCGAAACUUGUGAGGGAUGCAAGGCAGUCAGAACAGGUUGUCAUGGUUGGGUGCUGGCUAGCAAUGAAAGAGGUGAGUCUUCUUCUAGGAACAAUCAUAAGAAAAGUUCCAUUGCCUAUGUCAGACUCGUCCGAUUCUGGGGAUCUUUUUCCUGAUGCUGCCAGUGCUCCAAGUAUGGCACCAGACUUGGUGCUUGACCUGAAACAACUUGAGACAAUUGGGAACCACUUCUUGGAAGUCCUCCUAAAAAUGAAACACAACGGUGCAAUUGAUAAGACGAGAGCUGGAUUUACAGCACUUUGCAACCGUUUACUCUGUUCUAAUGAUCCAAGACUUUGUAAGCUGACAGAAUCUUGGAUGGAACAACUUAUGGAAAGAACUGUGGCUAAGGGCCAAACAGUAGAUGAUUUAUUGAGGAGAAGUGCAGGUAUUCCAGCAGCAUUCACCGCUCUUUUUCUCUCAGAGCCAGAAGGUACACCAAAGAGGCUCCUUCCAAGGGCACUGCGAUGGCUAAUAGAUCUAGCGAAGGGGUCGUUGCUGGAUCCAUGUGAUGUGAAUAACCCAAAUAAUGACUCAUGUAAUAGUUUGCCUGUAAAGUCAAACCAACCAACAGUUUGUUCAGUGUCUCCCGAGAUGGAUGUCAAUGAAAGGACCUCAAAGAUUCGCGAUGAGGGUGUUGUACCCACUGUGCAUGCAUUUAAUGUUCUCAGAGCUGCUUUCAAUGAUACCAAUCUAGCAACUGAUACAUCAGGCUUUUCUGCUGAGGCGUUGAUAAUCUCCAUACGUUCUUUCUCCUCUUCCUAUUGGGAGGUCCGGAACAGUGCCUGCCUUGCAUACACUGCUUUGGUUCGUCGCAUGAUUGGAUUUCUUAACGUGCAGAAACGAGAAUCUGCACGGCGUGCAUUAAGUGGACUUGAGUUUUUUCACAGAUAUCCAUCACUGCAUCCCUUCUUACUGAAUGAACUGAGAGUUGCGACUGAGUUGCUUAAUGAUACGCCUCCCCAACAUCCAGAAUCCAACCUGGCAAAAGUAGUGCACCCAAGCUUGUGCCCCAUGCUGAUUCUUUUAUCUCGGCUCAAGCCUUCAACAAUUGCAAGUGAAGCUGGAGACACCCUGGACCCUUUUCUAUUCAUGCCAUUUAUCAGAAGAUGCUCCAUCCAAAGCAAUCUUCGAGUUCGUGUUCUUGCAUCAAGAGCUUUAACAGGACUGGUAUCUAAUGAGAAACUUCCAAUCGUCCUCCUCAAUAUUGCCUCCGAAUUACCUUGUAGAGAGAACCAAAUGGCUUCAGUUCCAGUCAACAUGAAUGAACGAAAACCUAAGGUUUCGUUUAAUUCAAUUCAUGGAACCCUACUGCAGUUGAACUCUCUGCUGGAAACUAAUUGUAGGAAUCUUGCUGAUUUUGCUAAGAGAGAUCAGAUUAUUGGGGACUUGAUCCAGGUCCUGGUUCCGCAUUCUUGGAUUGGGAAACCCAAAUUGUGCCCUUGCCCCACCAUCAACUGUGGCUUCUUAAAAGUGCUAGAUAACGCGCUCAGUAUUGUGCGAACAUGCCAUAUAAGCAAAAAUAUUGGUCCCAUUUGGAAUCUGCUCUGGGAGUUGUCUUCAGAAUGCUUGAAUGUAGAAGCUACCAAUGGACUAUCAUAUUACGAUCCAAGUGUUGUGGAACUUCGCAAACAAGCAGCAAUUUCCUACUUCAAUUGUGUUUGCCAAACAUCUAAAGAAGUAACUGAUGAAGAUUUCCUGAUGCGGCACAAAUUCUCUCCACCUGUUUCGCAUUUGAAAGUGAUUCCUGAAAUGGAGAAUGCCUCUUUCAGAUUUCAGCAGAGGUUGGUGCUUUCUCUGUCAGAUGAAUCAUAUGAAGUUCGAAUUGCCACAUUGAAGUGGCUUCUUCUAUUUCUAAAAGCAAUGGAAUCUGGUACGGAGGCUAGUGAUCUAUCAGAGAUUAAGAUAAGCAUUGCACGCUGGAUCAACACUAACCUUCAGGAAACAAUGUUGAAGCGUUUAGCGGCUGAAAAGAACCACAAAUGUAUGUAUUACAUUCUUAGAAUUAUUUUUUUUUGGAACUUGCUGCAAUUUCAGAAAAAGGGUAGCAAUCAGUGUUCGGAAACUGGAUAUGUGGGUGAUAUGGAUUGUGAUUCAGUCUUACAGUUUUGGGAAACUUUGGUUUCUUUAUACGAGCUUACAAGACACGCAAAGACUCGUGAAACACUAAUCUGUUGCAUGGGAAUAUGUGUGAAGCGUAUCGCUGAUUUAAUUAUGGUCUCCAUUAUUUCAAAAGGAGAAUUGAAGAGAACAGGCAAAUCAAGCAAAUCUGACUUAUCUGGGAGACUGGCACACAUGUAUGAUUCCAUUGCUUUCUAUGUCAACCAAAUUGAAAAACGUAGUGCCUCAUCGGAGCCUGCGAACAUGCGGAAUGCAGCUGCAGAAUCUCUUGUUGCUUCUGGUUUGCUUGAAAAAGCUGAGGCUAUUGGUUCUUUGGUCAUUAAUAAUCAAAUUGGUUCUGAAAAUCCUUCUCCCUGUUUUGAGCCAGAAGAAGCUGUUAAUACGUAUGCACAUAAGAUACUUAGUAUAUGGUUCACAUGCAUCAAGCUUCUAGAGGAUGAGGAUGUUGAGAUCAGGAGGAAGCUUGCUAUCGAUGUGCAGAAGUGCUUUGCCUCCAAGAAAACUGGAGAAAAUGCUCAAGUGGAGAAAGUGAUUGAGUUGAGUUUUGAGCAUCUAUCUUCUAUCUUCGGUAAUUGGCUUGAGUACUUCAAUUAUCUUUCUCAGUGGGUUUUAAAUGCAGCAAGAUGUGUCAUAUCCACAGGAGAUCUGGUGAGACGUGUUUUUGACAAGGAGAUUGAUAAUCACCAUGAAGAAAAGUUGUUGAUCUGUCAGAUUUGUUGUUCUCAUUUGGAGAAGCUUCCGAUUUCAAAAUCAAUGGCAGUUGAUUUUUCCGACAAAUUCGGAGUGAGGAAUUUGUUACUUAUGUGGAGGAGGAGAUUUUACGAUCAGUUGAUUACAUUUGCAAAGACUUACGUUGAUAAACAGGGAGGUGCUGAUUGGAUCAGCAGCGUGGGUAAUCACAAGGAUGCAUUUUUACCACUAUAUGCAAAUUUGCUUGGAUUCUAUGCCUUGUCCAAAUGCAUUUUCACCUGGGAAUCUGUUGAAAAUGAUGAGUCUCUACUUCCAGAUGUCGUUGGACUUGGAGAAUUUAUCAAUCCAUUUCUUAGAAACCCUUUGAUUUUGAACCUGUAUUUGUUAGUAGUUAAGCUGCAUGGCAAAAGGGUUGAUAACUCUUCUGGAAAUUUGAUAGAAAAAUGCAUAGGAGAUGGAUCUUGCUGGGAUGGCUUUGACCCUUACUUUUUACUCAGGUGAGACUUGAUUUGUAUACUAGCUGCUUGAUCCAUAUAGAAGGUGACUGAAUCAUGUAACAUUUGUAGGAGAAAAUUUUGUCUCUCUUUUUCAAUUCAAUGCUCCAGUCAAGGCUUAUGGUUGAAUCA